AUGGACCCGCAUCAGUGGCCAGAGGUCGUGAAAGCAGCUUCUGAAAAGAGACGUGAGCUGGUGCUACAGGGGGCUCCUGUGGACAGCAGGGUGGGCUCUGCGGGAGGCCUGCCCUCUGCCCUGUACUCCCUGACUCUGCUCAACUAUCUGGAGGUGUCCCAGUGUCCCAGCCUCACGCAGCUCCAUGAGGACCUCCGCCUGCUGACCAGCCUCCAGAGCCUGGUGCUCUGCAGGAACAAGCUGAUGUCUGUGCCCCGCCUGGACUCCCUGCAGGCCCUGAAAGUCCUGGACCUGUCUGUGAACGAGCUGACCUGUUUACCUGAGGGUCUGAGCGGCCUGAAAGAGCUCAGCAGCCUGAACGUCAGCUGUAACCGUCUGGAGGCGCUGCCCGAGGGACUGAGUCACUGUCCCAAACUGUCCACCCUGAACGUGUCCAAGAACCGUCUCUGCAGCCUGCCCACCGACCUGUGCACGGACCGCCUGGAGCUGCUGGCGACUCUUCUGGCAUCAGACAACCUCAUCCAGGAGCUGAGCGCCGACGUGCACCGUCUGCCAGCGCUCAAGACCUUGGACCUGUCCAACAACAAGCUGAGUGAGAUCCCUACUGCUCUGAGCGACUGCGCCAAACUCAAGGAAAUCAACUUUAAAGGGAACAAGCUGCGGGACCGGCGCUUGGAGAAAAUGGUGAACGGCUGUCAGACGAAGUCUGUGCUGGAGUACCUCCGAGGAAAGAGCCGUGUGGGGCCAGAAGGGGGCGGCGACGGGCCCACAAAGGCUGACAAGAGCAAGAGGCUCCAGGGAAAGAAGAAGGGCAGCUCUCCUGAGGGGGCAGCAGACACAGAGACUGAGGAGGUGGCUGGUCUUCUGGUCCGCGUGCUGCAUGUCUCGUCCAGGCCUCCUGCCCUCACGGUGACCGUCAGCCCAGAGGUCAAGCAGGUCCGGCCUUAUCUGGUCUGCUGCCUCGUCCAGGGACUGCUGCUCAAGCCUGGGAACGCCCUCAAGAGGUUCCUCGUGGCGCAGACUAAGCUCCAUGAGGAUAUAUGUGGGAAGAGGACCACUGCUACUAUCGCCACUCACGACAUGCGGCUGCUCAAGGGCCCGUUGACCUACGGAGUGAAACCUCCAACCCAGCUGAAGAUCACAGCACUCGGCCGCAAGGAGAUGACUGCUGUGGAGCUCAUCAGACUCCUGCAGCUGGAGGCAGAGGAGCUGAGGAAGCAGAGGAAGAGGCAGAACGUCACCGGCCUCCACAAAUACCUGCAGCUCCUGGACGGCCAGCCGCUGUACCCCUGUCUGAUGGAUGCAGAGGGGAGGGUGGUGUCCUUCCCCCCCAUCACCAACAGUGAGCACACCAAGAUCAGUAAAGACACGUGUGAGCUGUUUGUGGAGGUGACCAGUGGCAGCAGCCUGCAGACCUGUAAGGACGUGAUGGAUGCACUCAUUCUGAAAAUGUGUGAGCUGAACAAGUUUACAGCGGAGAGACGGGAAGAGGCGGGCUCAGACGGAGAGGAUCUCAACCCGUCCAACAGCGCUCUACAGGGGCUGACUGUCACACAGCUGCGCACAGAGGAACUGGACGGCAGCCUGAAGGUGGUCUACCCCUCCAAAACAGACCUUGGCUCAUGCCCUGACAUCACCCAGGAUUUCCAGGACAUCACCAACAUCAAACCACGCCAGAAGAACCUUGCCAAGAAGGGCGUGAAGAGAAGCGAACUGAGCACCAGGGAUGUGAUCGACAGCGCUAAGGACGACAAAACAUCUGGAGAAGGCCACAUCAAAGAAACCAAGGUUGCGUCCACCGAAGGACCCCAGGGCAAGAAGGGAAAGGCCCCAAAAUCCGCAGAUGUUUCCCCGCAGGACGUCCCCGAUGGCGCCCAAAUCAGCAAGGCGUUUGAUACACUGUGCAACAUCGUCCGGGACCGAAUGAGAAGGUACAAGAAACCAGAACCCAUCGCGGACUUCUACACCAAGGGUCGGUACGUGCUGGUGACCGGCGAUGGAAGCUACCCGGAUCCGUGCUUCUAUACGACCACACCAUCUGCCGGACACAUCUACGUCACCAUAAGAGACGGAUACAUGUCUCCUUACGACAGAUACGGCGGCGACUCUCCAACUCCUUACCCGCCGCAACCCAUGCCCCAACCGCGCCCGCUUAGUCCGACCAUUCCCACGCCAAAGGACGACCCAAGAGGACCCAAGGGAAAAGAUGGCGGUGGAGGCAAGGCCAGGCACAAGAGCGGAGAUCCACGACCCAAAGAUGCUGGUCCAAUUUCACCACCCACCGGACGGAGAGAGCCCAUCCCAGGAGCGGAGAAUCAACCCGGGAAGAAAAGCGGGUUUCCGGGAGUCCUGCCUCGCAUUCCCAGCUCCAGCUCCUCCAGCAGCAGCUUCAGUCCGGACACAAUGAGCUACGAGAAGACCGAGGUGAGGGAGACGGUGGAGAAGAUGUCCAACGAUCGCAAAAUCAAGGGCUACGAGGAGACGUCGACGGUGGUGGAGACUUUGAUUGAAAAGUCCAGUAAGAAGAAGCACUGA
Knipowitschia caucasica is the source of this 2535-nucleotide messenger RNA. The record is from the annotation of a GenBank genome assembly. Lineage: Eukaryota; Metazoa; Chordata; Actinopteri; Gobiiformes; Gobiidae.